This is a messenger RNA of Scatophagus argus, 3942 nucleotides long. Its product is annotated as myogenesis-regulating glycosidase-like. NCBI's taxonomy places the organism in Eukaryota, Metazoa, Chordata, Actinopteri, Scatophagidae. The coding region runs from base 419 to 2500 and encodes 693 amino acids. Gene Ontology annotation, molecular function: hydrolase activity, hydrolyzing O-glycosyl compounds. The record is from RefSeq and is a predicted model, not a curated record. The transcript has 6 exons. Gene Ontology annotation, biological process: skeletal muscle fiber development; carbohydrate metabolic process.
UAAGUCUCGCCAUAAAUUGUAGUGAAUUUAUUGUGUUGCUUAUUCGUUAUAAGCGUAGUUACAGACGUAGCCAACGUAGCUGUUAAAUGCGAACACGCAGCCCAGCUCUUGAGAACUGGUAUAGCCGGUUACAGAGUCGCUGUAAUGUCCCAAUGCAGCGUCGACACGGCUGUUGACGAGUGCUUGUGGGUUAUCGAUAAGGUUUGGACAGAUCAGGCCUCACACAGAAAUGGAGACUUUGCUGAAGAUUGGCACGUAGACAUCAGGCUUUCCUUCAGCUGUAUUACUGCCAUUGUGAAGAAGAUAUAUUCCAGAUAUUUUCUCAAACACUGAUAGCACGUUAACAACAACUGCCCACUUCUGUCAGUGCCUCUCCAAACACACUUCCCUACGCUACUCACUGACUUAAGUCUUCAGCAUGUAUCAGAUUGUCCCGGGAGCUCCUGGGGAGCAACAGACGACCGGGGGAGCCGGUGGUUCUCCAGCGAAGAAAAAACUGAGUCAUGAAGGCCGGCCUCUGGUGAUGGCCGGUAUGUUGGGCUGUGUGUUGGUGCUGGCUGCUGUGGUUGCCUGGUGCUACUACUCGGCAUCCCUUCGUAAAGCCCAGCUGUUCAAGGCUGAGCUGUUGGACCUUAAUAAGGAUGGUUUUAUAAUUCGUAACCAGGCAGGGGCUGUUAUCUUCACUAUGGCCUUCAGGUCUGGCACUCUAGAUCUGGACUCCUGCUCAAAAGAGGGAAAUAUUCUGAGCUGCACUCAGUCAGAUUCUGGCAAGCUCAACUUCUUUAUCCAGACGGUUCGACCGAAGGACACAGUGAUGUGUUACCGUGUUCGCUGGGAAGAGCUGCAAAAUAAGCGUUUGGUGGAGCACGCCAUGGCCUACAAUGACUCUCACUGGUAUGGAGGGGCAGAGACAGCAGCACAAUACUGGCCUAUAAGGAUUCAGGGCAACGAGGAACCACAGCCCUUCAUCACCAGUGACGUGUACUCGAAUCGGAAUGCUUUUGGGGGAAUCUUAGAACGUUAUUGGCUGUCUUCAAAUGCGACAGCCAUCAAGAUUAAUGACUCUGUACCGUUUCAUUUGGGCUGGUCAGAGAGGGACAGAAUACUCAGGUUCCAGGCCCGAUACCAGGACUCUCCCUUCAGACCACCAGAGGGUCUGCAGGCCUUUCCUGAGCUCAGCUAUAGAGUGUGUGUCGGUUCAGAUGUUACCUCUAUUCACAAAUACAUGGUACGUCGGUAUUUCCCGAAGCCUAUCAAGGUCCCGUCUCCUGAAGUGUUCAAAAAACCUUUGUGGUCGACAUGGGCUCUCCACAAGACGUCCAUAACUCAGGAGAAGCUGUUGCGCUAUGCUUCUGACAUCACCAAACAUGGCUUCACAUGCUCCCAUCUGGAGCUGGACGACCGCUACACUGCUGACUAUGGAGAGUUUGACUUUGACCCACAGAAGUUCCCCAAUGCUAGUGGCAUGUUUGACAAACUCAGAGAGGAUGGGUUUCAAGUGUCGCUCUGGACACAUCCUUUUAUCAACUACGACUCCAUUAAUUUUGGUGUUGCUGUGGAGAAAGGGUUGUUUGUUCGGGAGCCUAGCGGUGAGCUACCUGCUCUGGUUCGCUGGUGGAACGGUAUUGGAGGAAUCUUGGACUUUACCAACCCAGAAGCCCGCGAGUGGUAUUCUUCACAUUUGCGUAUGCUGAAACACCACUAUGAUGUGACGUCCUUCAAGUUCGAUGCAGGAGAGACAAGCUACCUCCCACGUCAGUUUAGCACCUUGGUCCCACUGUCUGACCCUUCCACCUUCACCCGCCGCUACACAGAGAUGGUCAUACCAUUCAGUGAGCGUGCAGAGCUGAGGGUGGGUUACCAGAGUCAGAAUAUCUCCUGCUUCUUCAGGAUCAUCGACCGAGACUCUGUGUGGGGUUAUGAGCUCGGCCUCAAGUCCAUCAUCCCGACUGUUCUGACCAUUAGCAUUCUGGGCUACCAGUUUGUCUUACCUGAUAUGAUAGGAGGGAAUGCAUACCCCAACCGCACAACAGGUGGUUUAGAUGGAAAAAAUGGACUGCCAGACCGUGAGCUGUACAUCAGAUGGUUGGAGCUGUCUGCUUUCAUGCCUGCCAUGCAGUUCUCAAUACCACCAUGGGCCUAUGAUGACGAGGUGAUACAGAUAGCACAGAAGUUCACAGAGCUCCAUGAGAAUCUGGUGGCCCCAAGGGUUCUUGAACUAGCAAGCGAGGUUCUUGAUACAGGGGACCCGAUCAUCAGACCACUGUGGUGGAUUGCCAAUGAUGACGAGGCAGCCUACAAGAUUGACUCUCAGUUCCUGAUCGGGGACGACCUAAUGGUGGCUCCAGUGUUGGAGCCAGGAAAGCAGGAGAGAGACAUCUACCUGCCUGCAGGACGAUGGAGGAGCUACAAGGGGGAACAUUUUGAUAAAGGCCCCAUGUACCUCACCGACUACCCUGUGGACCUCGAUGAGAUAGCUUUCUUUACAUGGGUUCACUGAAAAGAUGAAAUAAUUGAACACACACACUCACUGUUUGCACAUGCACAUUGUUAUGAGCACACAUGCCAAGAAAUAGCAGUUGAUGUUUGUUUAUCAAAGGGACAUGACCACUUAGGGACCUGCUGCCACAGCAGGAUGUGAUUUUGGUAAAGAUGAACCUUGUGUCUACUUCAGCCCUACUCAUUAUCUGGACAUCUGCCUGCAGAUUUUAUCACCCAUGCAAGAAUUAGAAUGAAAUUUGUAUUGACUUCUCGUUGGAUUCUCUUGUGCCACCCUUAAAGCUGAUACUCAUCCUCAUGUGCCUUCCGCAGCCAAUAGUUUAAACCGAUCCCAGAUUGUACCAUCAGUCUUCCACCUUAUGGACAUCCAGAUUUCUAGUUACACAGCUCAUAUGGUUUUAAUUUAAGGGUGAGGGUUGGCUUUUUUUCCGACCACAUGAAUUUCAUUUCAGGUUAGGUUAAACAACUGCGCAUUAAGAUGUUAGAUGUGUGUUUUUAUUGUGGCAUAAUGGGGUUAGGCACUGGCAAUAAACAUUCUGCUGAAAUGGCAGCCCUCACCUUUUCUCAAUGUGGCAACUACUGUAUUGUGGAAAAUCUUAGCCUUUUCAACACUACCUGUGUUAAAGCUCACGUGCAGUCAUUUGUUCUUUAUAAUUAUUAACUCUUUCCUUUAGGUUUGUGGGUAUGUGAUUGUAUAUACAGUGCAUACAUGUGAUUUUGGGUUUGAAUUUGAGGUACUUGUCAUGAUAUUUUAAGCAUUCCUUAAUGUGUAAUGCCAUUAUGUCAUUUCAGUGCUAAAAUCUUACGGCUUCACACUUUUUUCAUCUGCACUAUUUGAAAUUCACAGCUCAGGGUAGAUUUAAAAAAAACAUUUGUUCUGUUAGGAUUAAUUUUGUUGACCCGCAGCAUAAAUAUAUUUGUUAUACUGCUGGUCUGCCUUGUAAAACAGAUAAUGUUCUGAAAGAUGCCAUAAUUAAUUGCUGUCCAUGUCUGCUUUGUGACUUUAUUUGCCUUAUCAGCUGAAUUAAGCUAUGCUGACCUCAGUAGUGAGAAGCAGUAUCAUGUUGAAACACUCUCCUCUGCAUCUGCAGUGAUAUACUUUAAGCUUUGCACCUUCUCGUUUUAAGCACUGACAUUGCAAAAUACCUGAUAGGUUCUAUUCUAAAAUGAGAUACCUGCCCUCUGACUGAAUGUCUGUAUGCUCUUACUCUUACUCACUGAUUGCUGGCAUGAGAGUAAAGCACACUGUCGGUUAAACAAUCUAAAUGUCUUGCUUGAAAAUAGUUGUAAAAUUCAGUGCUGUUUCAGAAAUGUUUAAGUCCGCACCUAUAGAGUUGUGAUGGGAUACGUUGAUAUUUAAAAUGAUUUGUGUGGUUGCUUGUUGAAAAAUGAAACAAUCUUGCAGCAACAUUUGUGAAAAAAUAAAUGUCACUGAAAUAUAAA